Lepisosteus oculatus (spotted gar) is the source of this 4118-nucleotide messenger RNA. RefSeq names its product zinc finger, FYVE domain containing 28 (gene zfyve28). Gene Ontology annotation, cellular component: early endosome membrane. Gene Ontology annotation, molecular function: metal ion binding. Gene Ontology annotation, biological process: negative regulation of epidermal growth factor-activated receptor activity. NCBI's taxonomy places the organism in Eukaryota, Metazoa, Chordata, Actinopteri, Semionotiformes, Lepisosteidae. The record is from RefSeq and is a predicted model, not a curated record.
ACAGCCCAGGAGCGGCGGAGACGCGCUCGGCAGAGGGAGGGAGGAAGGAGCCGAGGGAAUGAUGAACAGAUUCAGAAAGUGGCUGUACAAGCCGAAGAGGACGGACCCCCAGCUCCUGGCUCAGUUCUACUACGCCGAUGAGGAGCUCAACCAGGUGGCCACGGAGCUGGACAGUCUGGACGGCAGGAAGGACCCACAGAGGUGCACCUUGCUCGUCAACCAGUUCCGGUCCUGCCAGGAUAGUGUGCUAAACAUCAUAAACCAAAUCAUGGAUGAAUGUAUCCCUGCCGACCGGGCGAACCGAGACUUCUGUGUGAAGUUCCCUGAGGAGAUCAGACACGAGAACCUGGGGGGGCAGCUGUGGUUUGGGGCCGAGUGCCUGGCGGCCGGCUCCAUCAUCAUGAACCGGGAGAUCGAGAGCAUGGCCAUGAGGCCCCUGGCCAAGGACCUGACGCGCAGCCUGGAGGAGGUGCGGACCAUCACCCGCGACCAGGCCCUGCGAGACCUCAACACCUACACCGACAAGAUGAAGGAGGCCCUGCGGCACUUCGACAGCCUGUUCGCCGAGUUUGAGCUCAGUUAUGUGUCGGCCAUGGUACCUGUAAAGUCCCCAAAGGAGUACUACGUACAGCAGGAAGUGAUCGUGCUGUUCUGCGAGACGGUGGAGAGGGCCCUGAAGCUUGGUUACCUCACUCAAGACAUGAUUGACGACUAUGAACCUGCACUGAUGUUUACAAUUCCAAGACUAGCCAUCGUAUGCGGACUGGUAGUUUACUCAGAAGGGCCCCUUAAUCUGGACCGGAAGGCAGAGGACAUGUCAGAGCUCUUCAGACCUUUCCGCACUUUACUGAGGAAGAUCAGAGACCUGCUGCAGACGCUGACUGAAGAUGAGCUCUUCACACUGGAACGCAGUCUCUGCAUCUCCCAGGAUGGGGAAUUCCCAGCAGUGCCAACCCUUCCAGAGGUGGCGGUGCCCCCGCCAGCUGUGGUAAACCCUGUCCCCACACCUCUCGCCCCUCCUGCUGUGCCCAAGGUGCCGUUGCAGCAGGAGGUGCCUCCCUCCGGUCCCAGCGCCCCAGGGAAGGAGCAGCAGCAGUCCGAGCAGGUGGAAGACGCCGAUCCGGAGCUGGCCUGCUCCAUGCAGUACGACGAGCAGGAACUCGAGCAGCUCAACAUGAUGGUGCACCGCGUGGGCGACGAGAUGUCCAGCCUGCUCUCCCCACCCAGCCUGUGUCAGUCUCCCGCGCGCCGCGGGGCCUGCAGUGGCAGUUCCAGCACAGAGGCGUCGCCGCGCCGGGGCCCAGCGGGGCGGGCAGGGGUGGACCAGGGAGAGGAGGACCGGGUCUUCUUCAUGGAGGAUCUGGACGGGGCGGGGGAGGCGCUGGCCGGGAUUGAGGACUCCCCGUCUCUUGCCUGGGGGGGAGCCUCCUGCCCGUCAGAGCCGGUACCCCCCGGGCCCGCCCUCCAGCGGAGCCCCGUGCAGAACGGCUGGCCCGGAGGCGGCUCCUCCGUGGUAGAGGCUGCACUCCGCCAGAGCCAGAGCUGCCAGAGCCCCGACAAACCUGGGCUCGCCGGCGCCCCCUGCCCCGGCCCUGAGGCGCCUGAGCCUCCUGCCUGCCUGAACGGCUGGGAGGCCGGCUCCGAGGACGCGGAGACGGCGGAAAUGAUCGCCCAUCGCACGGGCGGCAUGAAGCUGUCCGCCACCGUUAUCUUCAACCCCAAAUCGCCCAGCCUGUCCGACGUGACUGUGGAGGCUGCUGCCGAUAAGCUCCUGCUGCUGCCUCAGGAGCCCGAGCCUGCCUCCCCGGGGCCCCAGAAGCUGAGCGGCCUGGUCGCCACCCACUGCUUGCUCAACUCCUGCGUGUGCUGUGGGAGCUGCGAGGACAGCCGGGAGGACGGGCUGGAGGCCUCGGGGGACAAGGGGAAGUGCACCCCGCCCAGCCCCGUCAUCCACACCUCCGGCAGCCUGGCACCAAGCAAGGACACCGCCACCGCCGCCGCCACCACUGGUAUAGCGGACUCCUCCGGCCCGCUGGACGCCGCAGAGGCUGACAGUCGACUGGAGCAGAGGAGUCUGCGCUGCGUGAGGUGCCUGGACCAGGCCUCGGGGACGCAGGCCGCCCCCGACAGAACCCCGCUGGGCGACGCAGGGGCCUGCAGCCACCAGAGACGAGCAGAGAGACCGAGGCAGGCCGGUGCGGGCCAUGACGGGAGGACACAGCCAGCAGGGGGCGAGAGAGAGCUGGAGGACGAUGGAAACCUGGACAGCAGGUCCAGAUCUAGUUCUCAGGAUUCAUCUCUCAGCUCCAUCUCCAGAAGUGACUGUGAGAGCGUAUCCGUCACCACUUGUAGCCUGUCCAGCACAUACACACCCAGCCCCGUCAGCAGCCUGACCGCCAGCUCCUGCACCUCUGAGGACCUGGACCACCAGGAGAUCCAGCAGGCCCUGCAGGCCGCCAAGAUGGCCUCCCGCGACAAGAUCCGCUCCCGCUUCCACAGCAGCAGCGACCUCAUCCACCGCCUCUUCGUCUGCAUCUCGGGCGUUGCCGAUCAGCUGCAGACGAACUACGCCAGCGACCUCCGCAGUAUCUUGAAGACACUGUUUGAAGUCAUGGCUACCAAGCCUGAGGCAGACGACAGGGAUAAGCAGAGGAAAGCAGGGCAGGGCCGGCGCAGUGCGGCGCUGGAGGACUGCGCGCUGUGUCAGGAGACUGUCUCCUCUUCGGAGCUGGCUGCCAAGGCCCGGGACGGCCAGUUUGAAGAUCCCCCGGACUGGGUUCCCGACGAGGCCUGCAGCUACUGCACGGCCUGCAAGGCUCCCUUCACCGUCAUCCGCAGGAAGCACCACUGCCGGAGCUGCGGCAAGAUCUUCUGCUCCCGCUGCUCGUCGCACUCGGCGCCCCUGCCACGCUAUGGGCAGAUGAAGCCGGUGAGGGUGUGCACGCACUGCUACAUGUUCCACGUCACGCCCUUCUACAGCGACAAGGCCGGGAUCUGACGGCCGCCGUGUGCAGACCGACCGGGCCGAGCAGGAAGGGACUACAGCAGUGCCCACACGCCAGUAACAAUAAUAGAAACUAGAACAGAAAUUAUAACUAUAAGAAUAAUACAAUGCUACAGCUAAUAAUGCGUAUAAUAACAAUAAAAAUGAAGGAAUUAAAGGCACGGAGAGGAAACCUGCUUAGAUGGUUGGCGAAACAGAGGGCUGAUUUGUACAGACGUUUUUUUAGUUUUAGUGACAAGCUGCUAUAAAGGAAACCAGCACCCAGGAGAGACUGCAAGUGCAACACAGCUUCUGAUUUCUCUCGGGACACGCUGCUCGUGUUCUCUUAGUGCUGACUUUUAGUGCAAGGAUUUACAACGCUAACAGGGCUCAAAUCAUUUAGAAAGAAAGAUAUAAAAUGUUUUUUUUUUUAAAAAGAAGACAAAAUCACUUUGCUGCAUCACUGAUUAAUCCAGUACACACAUGAUGGUUUACAUAGUUUUAAUGCCUUCAGUGUUCCGCUUCCCAUGAUGCAGCAGGGUAGAGGUCAAUGACGUCCCUGUUUCCGAAGAGCAGCAACAAGCAAGCAAGAUGUUAAGACAUGGCAGUGAAUGUGUGCACAGUUUUGUGUUGCUGUACAUCCGACGCCUGACUUCAGUCUGCACUUUUAAUUUUGCCUUCGAGAUAAUCCCAGUGGACCUGGAUUUGAACGACAAGGUCUGAGACAGGGGUCUGAACUCUGCUGGUGGACAGAGUUCCUGCUUUAAAAUCCAUCACGCUGAAGUUCGUAUCCUCUUAGAAGUACAUAUAACCCACAUUUAAUCAAUGGAAGCAUUUUAAACAGCCCUCAAAAAGAAGCCAGUUCACAGAAGUGCUGGAGUCGCAUUGUUGCAGCACUAGUGCCAGGCCAGCUUGUUUGUCGCACAUGUUCUGUUUUCCAUCCCGGCCUCUCGGGCCAGAGCCUGCGUUGAGAACGAGUCUUACAUCAGCACGCUCGGCCAUGCCGAUGUCAAAGCGCGCUGUCUCCGCCUUCCACCGCACCCUGGUUCAGAGAACUGAGAGGCACACCAGGGCAGACUGCGCAGACCACUGAGCUCCAGCUGCCCAGGUACAGACGGGGGAAAACAAAACUAGG